Messenger RNA from Acanthaster planci (crown-of-thorns starfish), 7906 nucleotides. RefSeq names its product gon-4 like (gene gon4l). Gene Ontology annotation, molecular function: transcription coregulator activity. Gene Ontology annotation, cellular component: nucleus. The record is from RefSeq and is a predicted model, not a curated record. NCBI's taxonomy places the organism in Eukaryota, Metazoa, Echinodermata, Asteroidea, Valvatida, Acanthasteridae. Gene Ontology annotation, biological process: regulation of DNA-templated transcription.
AAGGGGGGCGCUGAAUCUGAAGCAGUUUCGGUGGCGUAUGCCCUCCAAAAUGCUAAAAUUCACAAAUUUGAAGCGAUAAGAUUGGAAAUUGAAUGUUGAGUAGAUAUCCUUAUGGCUGAGACAAGCAAACGCAAGAGGGAGGAAUGCCCCUCAUCACCAAGUAACGAUGAGACAGAUCAGCCCCACAAACGGCCCAAACAAGAUUCCGACCAGGACUUCUGUGAAGAGGCUACUGCAGAUCCAGAAACUCAGCAGAGCACAUGCCAAGCAUCCUCAUUUGCUAGUGAUGAAAGGACGUCAGACACAAGGCUUGCAAUGAUUGAACAUGUUUUGUGUAAAGAAGACAGUGAUUCCAAAUCCCAGACACAAGCACAGACACAAGAAACACAGAUCCCAGACCUUUCAAGUGUGAGCAAUGUAGGCUCUGUCGAUCAAGAGCCUAAGCCACUCCACCACCAAGGAGAUGACACGUCUAUUCAUGCUGAUUGGAGUGAUAAGAGUAAACAGGAUUUGGUUGGAGUUGUUGGAGAGACACAGCCAGAAGCAUCUUUGGACAGGCCUGAAGCUAAACAAGCUAGCCUUGGCAAUGGACAAGUGGGCUCAUCAUUGGAUUGUGAAGGCGAUAAGAGCUGCAUAAAGAAAGGAGAGUCUGAUAUUGCUAAUUUAAAGGAUACGACGACAAGCCUGCCAACACUUGAUACUGUUGAUAUGGAGGCAGUUCAGGCAUUGACAUUUCUGAAACAGUCUGCAUCUCCGAGUAAAAGUUCAGAGGCGUCUUCUGCUCGUACUCACAAGAAGGAGGAGCCCCAUCAGAUGAACAGAAGUGGUACUUCAGUUUAUACCGGGAGCAUCAGACGAAAAGGGUUUUCCAAGGGCAGCCUUGCCAAGCAUCAUCUUCAGAAGAACAUGAUGAAGAAGUUAACGCCUGCGAGAUCCAGUGCGGACACUGACUCUGACAGCCAACGGGACAGCUCCUUGUCUGUUUCACCACAGAGGAUGGUCAUUGACUUGCAGCCGACGAGAAAGUCGGCACGUCAGGCUGCCAGGGAAGGCAAGGAGAAACCCUGGAGCACGAUGAUGAAACGAGGUAAAAAAGUACGACUGGAGAAGAAGUUUCCGAAGCAGAAGGAUGAAGAGGACGAGGCAUUGGAAGGAGAAGGAGCUAAGAAGAAGGAGAAGAGAGGACGGAAAAAGGGAACAAAGGGCCCAUCCCUGGAUGCAGCCGAGGUCCAGUUAGCAAAGGAAGCCUGUGACUUCUUAGAGAAGAGACUCGAGGAGAAUGCUGCUAAAAACAACCUCUCUGUAGUCAAUGUCAAGAACAUCUUACAUCAUGUGAUUACCAAUGAGCAUGUGCUUGCUAUGGUUCGUAACACUAUGGAGGAUGAAUCCACUGGCGACAAGCUAAGCCCGGCAGGUCCCUCUGAUCAAACACCUGUUGUAUUUGAGCCCAAGAUGACAAGAGCUAAGCUGAAGGAAGUCUCUGAAAAAUCUGGAAAGGUCCCGUUUGUCUGGCCUGUGUCUCCAGUCAAGAAACCCAAGCCUCAGUUUGCUGACCUUAAUUUUCCAGACUCUGAUGAUGAAGAUGAUGCUGAUUACAAACCAAGUCAGGAAGAUCUGCUGAAGGAAGAGAGCGACUAUGAAAGUACUGCCUCCUUUGGUUCCCCCUGCCCAAGCACCCCUCGCUCAAUCCUCAAUACCUCCUUCUUGGAAGACCUCAAGGAGGAAGAAGAGAUGGAAGAAGAAAGUAAACCUCCCCCUAGCAGCCCGCCAGAAACCUCUGCCCUGUCAGUGAGCACAUCAUCACCAGCCAAAGGGAGCCACAUCAGGGCUAUUGCCAUGCCGAUGGGGCCACCUCUACCCCGAUCACGAGGCGAGAGGCUUAAGGAUGAUGAGAAGCUACAGAGGGAGCUGGAGGAGUUGGAUCAGGAGAUUGAAAGAUCGGAGGAUACUAUAGCUCAUCGGACCAGGUCCAAGUUUCCCAUUGACAAGCCCCUUGAGGAGAUUGAGGCCUCGUUUGUGGCUCCUGACAUCACGGAAGACAUGUUUGACACUUGGGAUGAUGUCGGAGAGGAGAAUGAGGAAUGGGUGAAAUGGCUGGCCGGACUGUACUGUGCGCCUAAUGGAAUAUCAGAUUGCACUUUGGUGCUGCCCAAUAACUGUGCUUCACUGUUUCAUUAUGAAAAUGAGGACUGGGCAGCUGACUUUGAUAUGCGGCUCUUUGACCGACCACCACAGCCUACCCUGUCAGAAAUGAUCUCAGCCCAGCGACAGGCAAUCACCCCGAGGCCAGGACAGUGUAAGAGCAGGAAGGCAGAGGACCAGGAGCAACAGCAGCUUCAGAUCCUGGUGUUCACGGAUGGCGAGAGGGUUCAACUACAACAGCAGAUGCAGCAGCAUGUACAGUUACUGGCUCAGAUGUAUGUACUAUGCCAAGGCAAUGAGUCCUUGGAGCCACACAUGAACCAAGCCAAACUCUUCCUGACUGAAUUGGACAUGCUUGCUUCACGCACUGAAGCUACUUACGGGGGACCAUUCACUGGGACUGGUAACCGGCAUGUCAUGGUCCCAACCUCAGCAUUCAGACCAUGCAAUCUAGCUGGUGCCCUGAAUAUCACUACGCAAGAAGUUGCUGUCACAGAAAAAGAGUUCGAAUUGAAGAACCCAAAUGAGGCUCCUUCGGAGGACAACUCCAAGCGGAAAAGCCAGUGUGUCCGAAGUCCACCAACAGAGGGCGCCCAGAGAAUCAUUGCUCAUAGUAAAGUCUUCAUGUACUCUGAGCUGCUUCCUGGUUUGAGUUUGACCAACAAACCGAUGGAGAAGACUUCCUUUGAGAAAUCAGAAGACGUUUUAAUAGUACUCGGCCUGAUGCAGUAUCCACCUGAGAAGGAUAAACAGGUGCUGUACAGAAUGAUUUGUCAAAACAUGCUACCCAUCAAAACAUCUCGUCAGGUCAUGGUCCACGUCAAGAACGCCUGCAGUAAGAACAGUUCUAACGUCAUCAAGAACUGGCGUAAAUGCGGUAUCAAACCGAUACUGACACCACCCUGUGCACCUGUCUUCCCUGGAAGUGAGAAGGCUCCCGUUGAGAAUUUUCAGCUGUAUGACAAAAGACCAGAAUGGUUAAAGAAGUACCAGUCAGCUUUUUAUCCCCAGCAAGUGGGUGCAAGUCCAGCUGGUCCAUCCCAUAAGAUUGCUCCCUCGACACCAACUCCUCAACAAGAAGGCUCUCAAGGCUCUGAUUCCGGCAAGACUACUCCUGUACCAACGUUGCAACCCAAUGAACCCCUUGCCAAAAUGAGGUUGCCCAGGCAACGUGGACCAUCUUUCUCAAAGCUGGAGCCUUCAACCCAAGGUCUUGGUUGUGAAGGACAGUUAAGAAUCCACACCUUAGUUCCCAAAAUCAUUGCUCCAAAUACCUUAAAUGUCAAGACUGUUCCUAUGGAAGCCCCUCCUCAACCAGUCUUAGUGAUAAAUCCUCAACAAGGCAUCAUUAGCACUGUUGGAGGCACAACAGUACAGAUUAUCACUUCCUCAACUGGAGGGUUUGCACAAGUAUUGAACCAUGAUGCAGUGCAUGCUUUGACCAAUCCUGCCUCUGACACCUAUGCUAAUCCCACUUCUGACACCGUUACCAAAUCAUCAGAUUCUCACUCAGUAACACCAGCUUCAACACCUCAUGUUAGCCCCAGGUUAUCCCCAUCUUCAUCCAUCAGUGCAGGUGGUAUUUCAGCCCUACAGAACUUUCAGUUGGUGAAGGCUGGAGGUGUCCCUAAUAUCGGACAAGGAGAAAAACGUACGAGCAGAGACAAAAAAGGCAGAGGAGACAAAAGCAAACAAGUACCUUCCAAGGUACCUGUCACGAAGCCUUCAUCUCAAGCUGUCAGCUCAAGGCAGUCAACUCAGAUGACUCAGACCAUUAGCAUUGAUGAGACAGUCUCUAAAGACAAAAGCUGUGCAAAUUCGGACAGAAACCCUACAGCAGUUGAUAAUCUCCCACCAUCCACAACUCAGUCUUCUUCAACACCUUCAAAUAAAUCCCCAAGAGAUGUUGAUGUAACUGCUACCGGGGAAACUUUGACAGCUCUCAAGGAGAAGGAUCAAAACAUCUCAAAGGAUACAAGCAGCCCUCCACCAAGAAGUAAGAGCAGUACUCCCGACUCCCUGAUAGAUGAAGAAGGAGCAGAGGAAGAUAACCUUGAUGAUGCUGCAGCAUCUCCAGGGGAGAACAUCGUGGAGAAUGUGGAUUCCAACAGCAGAGAGGUCUCCGAUGCUGAGGGCUUGCCUGAUUCUCAACUCAAAGCCGUAGGGGAUGGAAUUGUAGAAGAUGCGAGUGAAGAUGUUGAGAAGGCAUCAACCCUGACCAACAAGAUGGCUGCUAAACGCAUGAAGACAAAGCUAAGGCGAGAUUUGGAAUCCACUGUGGUGCUGUUAGACUCAGAUAUUGUAUCUAAAGACCCAAAGAGAGAGGAAAGAGAGAUGUCUUUCUCACGAGCAUAUCUCAACAAAGUCAAGGAGAGGUUUUCAUCUGAUCCAGACAGAUACGUUGAUUUUCUUGGCAUUUUCAACUCAUUUUCACAGACAGCAGAAAUAGCAGCAGAGGAGCUAUUUCAGAAAAUCUGCCAGGCUUUGGAGGGACAUCCUGAUCUGGUUGAAGAUUUCACUGCCUUCUUGCCAACAGAUGUAGCCCUAGAAUGUGGAGUGUUGAUGGAGAACCUGGAGUUUGCCAAGGCAAGGCUUUUUCUGCGUCAAGUGGAAGUACACUUCCAGAAGAAUCCUGCUCAAUUCCAGAAAGUCCUCAACACAAUCAUGGAAUGGGGUGCCGACGAGGACCACACUAAUAAUGAUCUCAAGGAGAGCAUCCUACCCUUACUGAAGGGUCAACCUCAUCUAGAGCAGGAGUUCUCUCUUCUCUUUGCUGAUGAGCGACCCCCUGAGAACUACAUGAUGGACUUUGAAGAAAUCAUCUGGGAUGAUGACAAGGAAAAGGAGUAUGACAGCUUUGAGGAGAUCGAAAUUCCUGACAGCGAUGAAGAAAUCCCAAUCACAAAGUCAAGAGUUGGUCGACCACCCAACAAGCCUGCCUCUAGUACCCAGACUCCAUCCGGCCCCAAGCCAUCUGUGCUCCACCGGCUCCUGCCUAAGGCUGCCCUACUGAAGGGCAGAUUGCCAUCCAUCUGGAAGUCACCUGCUCGGAAGAAAUCCAGCACUGGAUUGAAGAGCCAGCUACCAGACCCAUGGCAGGAAUUAAACACCCAGCUUCAGUAUGGUACCCAAGGCUGUGCGUGUAAUUGUCAUGAGAAAUCACACGACACUAGAGUCCAACGUAAAGUCCGCCAUUGCGCCUACUGCAGUGCUUUGGGAACAAGAACUGAACUGAUAAGGUCCUUGAGAGGGUUUACCAUGGGAAACAGGCGGAGAGGUCACCUCCUCACCGCUUCACAGCCGCCGGGCACCAGUGAAGAUAAUGCUCAGAGUGUCAACCCAAAGAGAGGGUCCGGCCGGAAUCCAUCGGGGAGGAAAGCACAGAAGGUCCGCUGGGCGUCUGCGGGAGAUAUCGAGCCAGACAUUGAGGAAGAAGACGACGGAGAAGAGGAAGAGAAUCCAUACAGCGACGCCGUGGCUCAUCUCUCGGAGAUUUGCGACAAUCUGGCCGACUACUUGAACGAGAACGCAUCGGAAGAGGAUGAGGAAGAUGUUGAAGAUGAGAAAGAAAUGGAUGUGGAUGAUGACGAUGUCAAUGACGACGAUGAUGCUGAUGACGGACAAGAAGACGAUGAGUUUGAAGAUUUAGAGGAUGAGGAGGAUCAAGACGACAAAGAAGAUGACGAAGAUGACGACGAUGGAGCAGAUGAUGCUGUCAUCACCUCAGAGGAGAGUCGGGGAGUCGAUGGAGCCACACCUGAGAGCACGGUCUCGCCCAUUACCAGCCAGGGUAGUCAUGAUAGCAGUCAGUCAUCAGGGCAUAGUGGGAACAAAGCCAGCCCACAACCUACCCAAGCUGCUCCCAGCUCACAGACCACUCUACUAGGGUCCGGGGUCAUAUUAGAGGGUAACGGAAGCCGUGCCAACUCCCCUGUCACGUACAACGAAGAUGACAGAAGCACAGAAGAUCACAUGAGGCAGCUGAAGGAAUGCCUGGCCCAGGAGAAGACAGGAGGCGGGGAGAGUUCCAAUCCUCCCUCGGUCAAGAAUUUGAUUUGUGACGAGACCUUGCCUGAAUCUCCCAUCAGGCAUUUCAGCCCAGCAGGGAUUCCUACUAAAAUUGACACAUCAGUGAAAGUGGAACAAGAUGUGGCUGGUCAGCAAAUGAGGACUGAGCCUCGUUCACCCACUCAAAUGCAGGAGACAGUUUCCGUGGUUACUUUUGCACAAGACAGCAGUAGUUCAAAGGAUGGAGAGAAAGAUCAGAGGUCAUUACCACGGAGACCAGAACCCACCAAACGGCGAGUACAAACUGUCCGACUGGCUCAGAGUCCCAGUGUGUCAUUUGGACAGUCUGAGCGAGUGCCACUAUUUGAAAGUCUUGCCAAGUUAAGAUCAUCGCCAGUGGAGAUCAGAAGUUCAGAAACAUCUUCAAAACUGACAAAGAAAGACUCUAAAGAAGAGGCAGUUGAUAUGAAAAAAGUGCAAUACAAUGAAAAAAGUGGGAAAUCAGAGCCAGAAUCCCUUGCAACAGCCAAGAGAUCAUCUGAAGAGGAUGAGCCUACAGAUGAUUCUUCAAAGAACCCAGUCAGUGAAGAGAUGAAACCUGACUGUCAGAAAACUGGUGGAACAUUGCUGCUGUCUGCUGCUAAUGUGGACAGGAAAGAUGGAGAAGUGAUCGUAGUCUGGACAAGGGAUGCUGACAGACUUUUACUGCAGCGUUGUCGUGAUCAAGGCGCAACUGAACAGGUAUUUGAAGAAAUAGCAAGAACACUGGGUGACAAGACAUCAAAACAGGUUAGUGAUAGGUUUGCUACAUUGAUGAAGUUAUUCCAAUCCGCCUCACAAGAUGACAACGACGAUGAAGAUGAUAGUGACGAUGGGGAGGAAGUGACAUCAGAUGAAGAUGAGGAUGGUUAGAUAAGAGGUAGAAUGAGAAGCAAUGCAAGAGGAAUUCUCAAGGAUGAUACCUCUCCCCUCUCCCUCUAACCCAACACCCCCCUCCCCAAUUCUACUCUUUUAUUGUCAAAGGAAUUCUACCAUCAAUCAUUAAGAACCUCUUAAAACUUGGAACAACGGUCUUGAGGAGAUAGGACAUUCCUAGUGCACACAUGCAUUGUUCCAAGCUUCUCAUUCUAAGGUGGAAUGAAGUUUUCGUCUCUGGGAAGUUUUAAGCCCUCAAAAUUUGACGUAAAAAUGUGCUGGAUUGGAAAGUGUGAAGUGUAACAUGGACACUUGUGAAAGUUGACCGAGGAGGGGUAUCAAGUGGGGUGGGGAUGAUGGUGAUGUUUAUUCAGGGUCCCAGUGAGAGGCUAAAAUGAUGUUUUGCCCGUUUGACAUCAGUGUAGGUUGGAGCAUUUAUCUACAAACAUUGAUUUCAUUCAGGUUGGAAAUGGCCUUUUAGCCUGUUUACUUUGGUAUGAAAGAACCAGAUUCGAGUAAUUUUUUGCCAGAUGAUUUUGAUAGCUCCAAGAAGAGACACCUGUACAGUUUUAGUUGUAGUGCAGGAUUGGUUGAUUGUAAUUAUUGCAUGUAACAUGCAGCAUUUAUUUAUAUUAAUGAUUGAUAAUUUGUUUAUAAAAUGGAAUGCUUGCCCUUUUUGAAGUAAUAUAUUUGAUAUUGUAUGAACUGAAAGUAUAAAAACUGGACAUGGACAGCAGUUUCAGGCAAAAAAGAUAUGUUUUAUUUAAUUCAGGCGGUAAAAAGGCCAAUGGUCACACCCUUUCAUGGAUUUGCCAUUAAAACAGAAAUCAUCCCGGGAAAU